AGUCGAUGCAACUUCUUUUAAUGGACGGUUACGGUUCACGUAAGAGAGCAUAUAUAUCUACGUGUGUAUAUCUAUAUAGUACAUACGUGGUGAUCUCUUCUCUCUCUCUCUCUCCCUCUCUCUGAUUACAGUUCAGUUUCCUAGUUUGUUUGUUCUUUUUCCUUUUCCCCGGAAAGUGAUACCAGAAAACAUGGGUUUCCGUUGAGGAAUAGAUCAUCGUUGUGAACGCAAUAACAGUUUUUCUUGGUGGAUCGCGUGAUUUCUUCGAGUUACCAUAAUCCAAAACUUUCCCCGUUUGAAAGCAUUCUCAAAUCCUUCAUAUUUUUCCAUCCCUUGUCCAUUCCGCAAAUGUCGGGGGAUUUUCUCGGAAUCUCAAAAAUACACUGUAUCUGAUCGCGUCGGUUUUAUUUUUCUUAUUUUUUUCUUGAUUUGCUUUGAAUCGUCGCGAGUCGCGACUUUUGGGUGUGUUUGCUUUGAGUUUUGUCGAAGCAUUUGUGAAAAAAGAAAAAAAGAAAAAAACGAAGAUUGAACUUUUGCUAACUGGUUUUUGGUUUUCUCACCUUGGACGGGGAAAUUUUGGCCGGAAACCGAAUUUUCCGGUACCGGAUAAGGAAUUGGUUUGACACCACUUUACAAAAGAGGACUUUAUCUUUCAGUGAAUUGCGCGAGAGAAUUUAGGGAGAUUUUUUUUCCCCUUUCUAUAUAUUUGCUUGUCUAAAGUCAAGAGAAUAGAAAUUCUGUAGACCAAUUUGCAUUCUUCCCUCUCUCUCUCUCUCUCUCUCUCUCAAAGAGGGACAGGAAAUCCCGAGUCUCUCUCCCCCUCUCCCGUUUCUCUCUCUCUCUCUCUCUCUCUCUCUCUCUGUUUCUUUUUCCUUCCUCUGUUUUCCCUCUGUUUCCAGGGUUUUGAGAGAGAACCAGAGAAAUCUAUCUCUCUCUCUCCCCAAAACAUGAUUCUCGAGAAGGGUUCAACGCAAUCAAACCUCGAGUGCUUCCUAGAUCGCACAACACCAGCGGUCCCCUCCCAGUUCCUACCCAAGAGUGAGACAAGAAACCUGAAUAGGCUCUGGCACCCAUGGGAGAGGGAAAAGCUGGAGUUUUUCACAUUGGCUGAUCUUUGGAAUUGUUACGAUGAAUGGAGUGCUUAUGGUGCCGGAGUUCCAAUCCGUUUGGACAACGGCGAAACCCUAGUUCAGUACUACGUCCCUUACCUCUCUGCAAUCCAAAUUUUUACGAGCAAUUCGUCGUUGAACGGACUAAGGGAAGAGAGUGAUUCAAGUUGCGAGACGAGGGAUUCGUGUAGCGAUUCAUUUAGCGAUGAGAGCGAGAGCGAGAAACUAUCGAGAUGGGACGGAUGUUCAUCCGAGGAGGGAUUGUUCGAGCAAGAGUGCCUUUGGCCUUUGAAUGAUAGAUUGGGAAAUCUUUAUUUCCAGUAUUUUGAGAGAUCAGCUCCUUACGGAAGAGUUCCUCUCAUGGACAAGAUCACUGGAUUAGCUCAAAGAUACCCAGGAUUGAUGUCAUUAAGAAGUGUAGAUCUUUCUCCAGCUAGUUGGAUGGCAGUUGCUUGGUACCCAAUUUAUCACAUUCCCAUGGGAAGAACCAUAAAGGACUUGUCCACAUGCUUCCUCACAUACCACACCCUCUCAUCUUCUUUCCAAGAUACAGAGAUUGACGACGAAGACGGGAGUGCCGAAAGGAAGAGAAAGGAAAGGGAACAAGGCAUCUCACCACUCACCCCAUUCGGUCUGGCCACUUACAAGAUGCAAGGCCACGUUUGGGGAUCUAACAGGAGUGGUCGGGACCAGGAGCGAUUGGUGUCGCUGUUGAGCGUGGCGGAUUCGUGGCUAAAGCAACUCAGGGUCCAGCACCAUGACUUCAACUACUUCACGGGGAUUAGGCGUGGCUGAGCAAAAUCACAACACACAAGAAUCAUGAUUUCACGUACACUCCAAACAACCCCCACCCACCCCCCUCACUAACUAAAAAAAAAAAGAAGAAGAGAAAAACGGUUUCGAAAACGCGGAAACAUUUCUUUGUGCUUUUUCGGCCUUCGGGUUUGUGUGUUUUUUUUUUUGGUUGAUUUUGAGAAACGGCCUUGAAAAAAAAGAGAGAGAUGUUGAUGAUUGGACUUGUUAAUAGACUUCAUUUGUGUAGCAGAGAUCGACUGAUCAGGAAACAGAGCUUGUAAGGUCUGGACCACUUUUAACUGCUUUUUCCGCAGGCUUAAUUUGCACAAGUAAAUUUUCAUGCUCUUGCAUGCA
Rhododendron vialii is the source of this 2258-nucleotide messenger RNA. RefSeq lists its product as uncharacterized. The record is from RefSeq and is a predicted model, not a curated record. The transcript has 6 exons. NCBI's taxonomy places the organism in Eukaryota, Viridiplantae, Streptophyta, Magnoliopsida, Ericales, Ericaceae. Bases 948 to 1904 code for a protein of 318 amino acids.